UAGAACUAAACAACAUUUAUUAUAUUAUAGUUUUUCUGAAAGUAUAACUGAUUAUAAUGAAUCUAAUAAGAUUGGAUUAUUAUCUUGUGUUUCAUUUACGAAAAAAUUGGAAAAAUUACAAAAAUUAUUUGAUACAAACAAAGAUCCUGAAAUUUUGGAGAUAUAUAAGAAUUUGAUUGAAGUUGAUUUAACAGUAGAAGUAAUUGGAUUAACUGGAACAAAAGAGACGAAUAAAGACAUUACUUCGGAUAUUUUAUUAUCACAUAUGGAAUUAUUUACCAAUUUUUGUGAAUUUAUUAAAAAUUCUAAAGAAACUAAUAUAUCAGCAAAUUCAGUUGAUUGGAUGAUAAGUGUUUUUGCUAAAUUAAAAAUUUUAUUACAAUAUUCCAAUGAUUCAUUAAUUAAUAUUAAUAGUGCAUCUCGAAUUAAGCAAUUGAAAUUAAUUUUAGAUGGGGAAUAUUUAAGAACUUUCGGUAGAUUUUCUAAUCAAACGAAUCAAUCAUUAACAAAUAUUUUAGAUAUUAAGAUUAAAUUUAUUAAGAGUGAUUUUAAAAAUGAAUAUAAACCAGCAAAAUCUGAAAAAUAUACUUAUUUCAAAUAUAAAUUGAUCGGAAUUUUGAAAAAAAAUAACCUAAAAUCAGAUUUUGAACUAUUUGGUGAUAAAUUAGAUUUUAUUUUAUCACAAAAUGAAUAUAAUAAUAUUCAUGAUACUCAUGAAAAAACUACUGGAACGAUUAGAAGGAAGAAAACUAGACGUCAAGAUCAAAUCAAAUCAUUAUAUAUUCAAAAUAUUUUUGAAGAUCCCUCUAAAAUAAACGAUGUCAAAUCAGAAGAUACUAAAGAAUGAUAUAGAAAAGAACAAAUUUUGGACGUACCUUGCAGAAUCAGAGUUCUAGUUAUUAUUGACAAUUAGAGAUCAUAUUGUGAUUUAACUAUUUCUUUUAUUUUUAACAAAUUAAAUAGGAUUUUUUUUGUAUAUUUUAUUAUUUAUGUUUUAUUAGAAUAGUACUAGAAUAGUAUAUGUAUAUUUAACAAAUAAAAAGAA
Messenger RNA from Rhizophagus irregularis DAOM 181602=DAOM 197198, 1045 nucleotides. The record is from RefSeq and is a predicted model, not a curated record. Lineage: Eukaryota; Fungi; Glomeromycota; Glomeromycetes; Glomerales; Glomeraceae.